This is a messenger RNA of Mya arenaria, 1839 nucleotides long. RefSeq lists its product as uncharacterized. Gene Ontology annotation, biological process: peptidyl-threonine phosphorylation. Gene Ontology annotation, molecular function: protein serine/threonine kinase activity. The coding region runs from base 279 to 1409 and encodes 376 amino acids. Gene Ontology annotation, cellular component: cytoplasm. The record is from RefSeq and is a predicted model, not a curated record. NCBI's taxonomy places the organism in Eukaryota, Metazoa, Mollusca, Bivalvia, Myida, Myidae. The transcript has a single exon.
ACAGAUAAGUUAAACGGAGUAUUAGAUUGUUAUCUUCCUUCACGUCUAUCAUGUAUCAUAUUUGCUUUACACACAAAGGCAGAUACGUAUAUUCUUCCUUUACUAUAUUUACUUCUAUUUAUUGCACAACGUAUUGGGUUUUUCUUCACUGGGAUUCGGCCAAAAUAAGAUCGAUUUACUGCGCAUUUAACAAGCUGUUUAUUUACUCUUAGUAUUCAGUAGAAAUAAAAAGACUGGCAUAACUUGGUAUUUAUUGAAGUUUCUAAUAUAUUCUAAAGAUGAUAACGCGGAGGAAAAGAAAGCAAGACAGUGUUUACAGACACGCUCUUAAUGAUUCACCAGAAAGGUUUAAGAAGAUGAAAGAGGAAAUAAAAGAUCUCAGAUUUACAGAAGAGCCUGAGGAAAUGAUAAAAGUUUUGGAUCUAGCAUUUGUGAUGGAUUGCACGGGUAGUAUGUCAUCUUAUAUAGAAGAGGCAAGAACCAACAUCCGGGACAUUGUAGAAGAGAUAGUGACCGUGGAGAACACGGACGUCCGGCUGGCGCUGGUGGAAUACCGGGACCAUCCGCCACAGGAAAGCUCGUUCGUCACCAGAACACAUGAUUUCACUGACUCCGUAGCCACUAUGAAGGGCUGGCUGGACCUGAGCCGCGCCAAUGGGGGAGGGGACUCACCCGAGGCUGUCGCAGACGCACUUGACGACUUGCUUAAUCUUAGCUGGCAGAACGACAGUAUAAAGAUAGCAGUCAUGAUAUCUGAUGCCCCGCCACAUGGACUGUCCGUUCCCGAUGGAUUUCCGGACGGAUGUCCGUGUGGAAUAGAUCCUAUUCAAACGGCAAUAAGACUGGCUAAACGCGAUGUUACAUUGUAUGUUGUUGGAUGCGAGCCAUCAAUAACACCAUUUGUUGAUUUUUUCAUGGCUUUGGCCUUCAUAACCGGCGGACAAUAUGUCCGGCUCGGUCGAGCAGACCUGCUCAUGCCAGUAAUCGUCGGUGGAGCUCAGGAGGAGAUUUCUUUGAAUACACUUUCAAACGAAGUUGAGCGUGAACUGCGUGCACGACGAGAGGCGGGGGAGGACGUCCAUGUUGAAGCGUACACGCGCGAGCUGCACGGCCGUUGGACUUCACGGGGAAAGCGGGUCCGCCAGCUGCAGUGUAACAAUGUUGAACUCGCAUCUGUUUCCGAAAGGGCCAAACAGUUCUCCAAGUUGGCGACCUUAUCCGACAUAAAGAAGGUCUUUAAACCACAACAGAGCUCAGGUAGCACAUCCGGUUGUUUAUUCGGGCGAGCGGUCGGAUUCUCGGCGCCAGUCGAUUCGUCAACUUCUUCAUAUGGAUCAGCAACUAUCGGAGUGUCAUUCGGACAAACUUCAAGACUUGUUCAAAAAUCUUUGUCAAAAUGGAAAACCUGAUAUUGACCAAUUUACAUAUUGAAUACAUGUAUAUCCUUAAAAUUACCUAGAUGUUUUGCAGAUUGUUUCUAUAAGUGAUAAUGACUGACAUGACACACAACACGCGAGAUAUUGCAAUGUACUGUUUCAGGCACGUCACGAGGGUAGUUGACGAAGUAACUGAUUCAAUGUUGUCAACGACAACAUUCAAUAACUAGCGCGCGUCUAAGACAGUAACGUUGUAAUGUAUCCGCGUGAUAUUUAUUAUUUUUUUAAUACUGAGAACCAAUAGCAGUUGAAUCAACUUAGUUUGUUAUUUACAUUUUUUUUUCGAUUUAAAUGUAUUAUAAUGGCGUAUCAUUAAGGUAUUUUCACAAAUCAUGUUUUGUCAAAUGCUCCUUUAAGAUGGAUAAACUGGUUAAAUGUUUGAAUAAAAAUAAUAUAAAAAAUA